AACAAAGUGACACUCCUCCAUUCCAUUGCUUAGACUCUUUUGACCAAUAAAUCUAAAUUUGGGGACAAUGCAUUCCUGGCUCCCCGGUCAGCUCGGGGGGUCGGGAAGGGAUCGGGAAUGAUGUGGGACCAAUAAACCUAUGCAGAUGCCGCGAGCCCCCUCCUCCCCCUCCAGGGCUCCGAACCUAUCAUCGGAAUUGGCCGAGUCUGGCAGGGAGGGGGCGGGAAGUCCUCCGCCCUUCUUAGGAGGGGCUGCAUUGCAGGGGGAGACCGCUCUGGCAGGCUCAGUCUGGGAAGAAGACGAGGGUGGAGACAAAGCCGUCAGAGCCCCAACAGCUUCCUUUUUCUCCAGCCCAGAGCAGACCCCGAGACCCCGCAGUACUCCCGUCGUCUUUGGAACACGCUAGUAAUUCACUGAUAACAGGAAGCUAUGAGGGACCCUGUGAGCAGCCAGUACAGCUCCUUUCUUUUCUGGAGGAUGCCCAUUCCGGAACUGGAUCUGUCUGAGCUGGAAGGCCUGGGUCUGUCAGAUACACCUACCUACAAGAUCAAGGGCAGCAGCGCUAGCAAAAUGACCGGGCAAGCAACUGGAGCAGAGCAGAAGAACCCUGAAGGUGAUAUCCUCCUUGAGUACAGCACCUUCAACUUCUGGAGAGCUCCCAUUGCCCGUAUCCACGCCUUUGAACUGGACUUGCUCUAAGGCCAAGACUUGUCUCCGGCCACCUUGUCCUCGUUGUUUUCCCUUUCCAGCUCCUCCCUUCCAUCCCUUUACCAUUUUAAUCUUGUUCUCUUCCCUCUGUUGUGUUGGUGGUGCUGUUGAAUCUGCUCGCUGUUGUAUUUAUUUAUCUAUUUAUUCAUCUCUUUAUUUAUCUACUCCAUUCCUCAAAAGCCCUCAAGCCAAAAAAAAAAGCCCUCAAGCCACAAAAUAGGGCUCAAGCAAUGGAGUAUUGGGUCACAGGGGCUCCACUGCACUCCCACCCUGGGAUUAUCAACUUCAGAAAGUAGUCCUAUGGGGGCACCAAGGAGUGGUAAAUAGUGCAAAAUGGAAAGCUGACUUUUUAAAUUCCAUUUUAAUCAGCUUCAAAGAUUCCUCAAACCUUCCUAAUUUUCUGCUCCAGGCCAGUAAACAUAAGUAUUUCUUAAAGGGUUGACAAAAAUCUUGCAGGUUUUAAUUUGAGAUGACCUGCUAUAAAACAAGAUUUCUAAAAGGCUAAGACUCUUGCUUUUUAAACCCUACUCCUUCUUGUAAUACAUUCUUUCCCCCCAGAGAAAUUAGGGUACUUAAAGGUGUAAAACAAGAGGAAACAAAACCUCAUGGAACAUGAAAAUAGGGGAAAGUACUAAAUCAUUUCAGAAAUGGCUAGGCUUUUUCUUUUUCAGAAGAGUAUCUUUAGCCUAUUCACUUUACAACUUUGCUCCUAAAUGGGUUGAAAACUUGCUGAGAAAAAUCACAUUUCAAAUCUUAAGAAAUCUUGCUGACUGGUAGGAUAAUUUGUAAGGUUUUGAUUAAGUCUUCUAAAGGGGAUAAGGUUUGGGCCUUAGUAUUUAAUCUUGCCCUCUUGCAUUUGGAAUACAUAAUACUGAUCAGUGGACCUCAGGGCCAGUUCUUUAGCUACUUUAAGACUAUGAAAUGAACAAUUAAUUACCUUUGACCUUACACCUUGUCCCCACUUCUUCCAAAAUUAUUGCUAAUUUGUGCUGCCAUUUACUUGUUUAUUUAAUAAAUACUCAAUCCCAGGA
Molecule: messenger RNA, 1739 nt
Organism: Heterocephalus glaber (naked mole-rat)
Lineage: Eukaryota; Metazoa; Chordata; Mammalia; Rodentia; Bathyergidae
Gene: Mllt11
Product: MLLT11 transcription factor 7 cofactor
Biological process (GO): apoptotic signaling pathway; positive regulation of mitochondrial depolarization; positive regulation of release of cytochrome c from mitochondria
Cellular component (GO): cytosol; nucleoplasm
Source: RefSeq, a predicted model, not a curated record